This is a messenger RNA of Carlito syrichta (Philippine tarsier), 1376 nucleotides long. RefSeq names its product endonuclease V (gene ENDOV). The transcript is spliced from 9 exons. Lineage: Eukaryota; Metazoa; Chordata; Mammalia; Primates; Tarsiidae. Gene Ontology annotation, molecular function: single-stranded RNA binding; RNA endonuclease activity producing 5'-phosphomonoesters, hydrolytic mechanism. Bases 20 to 976 code for a protein of 318 amino acids. Gene Ontology annotation, cellular component: nucleolus; cytoplasm. The record is from RefSeq and is a predicted model, not a curated record. Gene Ontology annotation, biological process: DNA repair.
AGGCGCGUGGGAUCCAGCCAUGGCUCUGGAGGCGACUGUACGGCCGCCGGAGGAAACCCUCUCACUCUGGAAACGGGAGCAAGCGCGGCUGAAGACCCGCGUCGUAGACCGUGACACGGAAGCGUGGCAGCGGGACCCCGACUUCUCGGGCCUGCAGAGGAUCGGGGGCGUUGACGUGUCCUUCGUGAAAGGGAACAGCGUUCGCGCCUGUGCCUCCCUCGUCGUGCUCAGCUACCCCGAGCUCGAGGUGGUGUAUGAGGAGAGCCGCAUGGUCAGCCUGACAGCGCCCUACGUGUCGGGCUUCCUGGCCUUCCGAGAGGUGCCCUUCCUGGUGGAGGCCGUGCAGCGGUUGCAGGAGAUGGAACCAGGCCUCAUGCCCCAGGUUCUUCUUGUGGAUGGAAACGGGGUGCUCCACCACCAAGGCUUCGGAGUGGCCUGCCACCUUGGCGUCCUUACAGAUCUGCCCUGCAUUGGGGUGGCCAAGAAACUUCUGCAGGUAGACGGACUGGAGAAUAAUGCCCUGCACAGGGAGAAGAUACAACUCCUGCAGGCUGGAGGAGAUACAUUCCCUCUGAUGGGAGGCUCUGGGACUAUCCUGGGAAUGGCCCUGAAGAGCCAUGACCGCAGCGCCAAGCCCCUCUACGUCUCCGUGGGCCACAAGAUGAGCCUGGAGGCAGCCGUGCGCCUGACCCGCCACUGUUGUAGGUUCCGGAUCCCAGAGCCAGUGCGCCAGGCUGACAUCCGCUCCCGAGAGUACAUCCGCAGGACCCUGGGGCUCCCUGGGACACCUGUACCCGGGCAGGAGAGUGUCAUUACCAGGAGCCAGAAGUUGCAUAGGCCAAGGGCAUGCCCCAAAGAAGGCUCAAGAGAGUUCACAGGUGAGGGCAGGCCUUCAGAAGACAACAGCCAAGGCUCCAGGAUGGACCUGAAAGCCUCACAGCCAGAAACAGUAGGGCCAGGGCUGGCCGUCAAGUGAAGCUGGGCACCAUGAAGAUGCAAAGGCCACUGGUCACUGCACUCUGGCCUCAGGACAGUGACCACCCCUAAGGGGGCUGACCUCUAGGGAUUUCAGGGAACCUCACCCCACAGCUGCAGGUAAAGUACCCAGUCUUCACAAAAAGACUGACUGUACCACCCUAUGGGGAAGCAGCUGGCACAGCCCAGCUCCUAGUAGGGUCCGGCAUUAGCUGGUGGGCUGUGGCCAUGGUAUCUCAGCAGAGGACAAAUCUCCACAGGACUGAGUGCCACACCCUGAGAGUGUGUGAGACUGCUUUUCCAGAACCCACAGAGGGAUUUGGGAUUCACAUGCCAGGUGGGCUGAGCUGCCAGCCUGUGCGGACACCCACAGCUUCCCCGUCCACCCAUGAAUACACAGG